Hordeum vulgare subsp. vulgare (domesticated barley) is the source of this 958-nucleotide messenger RNA. Its product is annotated as probable WRKY transcription factor 2. The record is from RefSeq and is a predicted model, not a curated record. Gene Ontology annotation, biological process: regulation of DNA-templated transcription. Bases 194 to 604 code for a protein of 136 amino acids. Gene Ontology annotation, molecular function: sequence-specific DNA binding; DNA-binding transcription factor activity. The transcript is spliced from 3 exons. Lineage: Eukaryota; Viridiplantae; Streptophyta; Magnoliopsida; Poales; Poaceae.
GCUUCUCUUCCACUAGUACUCCGAUCCCCCCCACCACCACCAGCACUUCUCGUAUAUAUAUAUAUACUCUCUUGUGCAGCUAGCGGAAGCUCACAAGACCAAUAAUGCCCCAUCCGUUCAUGUAGCUAGGUAUAGCAGCAGCAUGAGCUUGGAAGCUCUCCGGUGACCAGCUAGACUCGUCCAUAUCUCCACCAUGGCCUCAACCUCACAGCCCGCCAUGGCCACAGCAGGGAGCGGUCAUGGCGACGAGCAGGUUCAGCGGCAGGCGACUUGGCCGGAGGAGGCAGACGGCGGUAGCCAGCCGCUGGUGAUGCCGGAGGACGGGUACCAGUGGAAGAAGUACGGCCAGAAGUUCAUCAAGAACAUCCAGAAAAUCAGGAGCUACUUCCGGUGCCGCGACAGGCGGUGCGGCGCCAAGAAGAAGGUGGAGUGGCAGCCGGGCGACCCCAGCCUCCGCGUCGUCUACGACGGCGCGCACCAGCACGGCUCCCCGUCGUCGUCGUCGUCGCACGGCGGCGGCGGCGGCCAGGACGGCGACGGCAACCGGUACGAGCUCAGCGCCCAGUACUUCGGCGGCGGGGCUCCCACGCCACAGGCGCGGUGAUCAGACCAGACCGAACAUCGGCGACGCACGGCAGCGCCAGACGGACGCAUGGCCGCGGUUGCAUGGCCGGCGGGGCGCCGCCGGCGCGACGCGGUCUACGGAUGGAUGGAUGGUUUAGGUGGCGGAUUAUCAUCCGUGGUCAACGUGAUUACAACGCAUACAUUGUUGCACUAGCUGGCUAGUUGAGCGGUCGCACUGCUGCGACUAGUAGUAGUUCCUCUACGAUUGGUUCAACUCCGUUUCCUGAGGCCGCGAGUGCAUUCACCAUUAAUUAGCAGUAACACCUGAGCCUGUCAGGCCAAAUGUAAUGCUACCAGCACAAGUGGAUCAGAUCGUUGAGUUUGACUUUUCAAA